AUGAAUUUCAUGGAAUUAUCAAAACUUAGCCCAUGGUUAGAAAGUAUUCUCAAAAGAGUAUUACCAAAGAUUUUUUUGAAUCCGUUAAUAAUUCCAACGCUGAAAGUAAAAAGUUUUGAGAUUUUUUUUAUCCCCUUCAAUUAA
Messenger RNA from Spirodela intermedia, 144 nucleotides. NCBI's taxonomy places the organism in Eukaryota, Viridiplantae, Streptophyta, Magnoliopsida, Alismatales, Araceae. The record is from the annotation of a GenBank genome assembly.